Molecule: messenger RNA, 8071 nt
Organism: Cyprinus carpio (common carp)
Lineage: Eukaryota; Metazoa; Chordata; Actinopteri; Cypriniformes; Cyprinidae
Product: sacsin-like
Exons: 1
Coding region: 179-7636 (2485 amino acids)
Source: RefSeq, a predicted model, not a curated record
UGCUUUUCUUCCUCUCUAGAUUAAGACAGGUCUUCCAGUCCAUAUAAAUGGGACUUUUGCAGUCACAUCAAAUAGGAAAGGCCUAUGGGAAAAAGGAGUGAAGUCUGAGUGGAACAAUGCUUUACUUAAAGAUGCUGUAACCUCUGCUUACAUCACUACACUGCUUGAGCUGAAGAAAAUGUCUCGAAAUGGACAUAUCAAGAACUAUUCCUUCUAUGCAUUCUGGCCUAACACUGAGAGAGUAAGCAAAGGAUUUUUACCCCUGGUUGAGUCUUUCUACUCAGCAGUUGCACAGAAUGGCAAUGGUAAAUCUCUGGAUCUUUUUAGCAAUGGACAUAAUUGGUGUUCUAUGGACAAGGCAAGAUUUCUAAAUCCAAAAAUUGAGAAGAACCAAACAGUUGGAAACAUUGCCAUGAAAGUGUUCUUGAGCUUGGGAGCUUCGUACUCCUGUGUUGUUUCUCUCCCAACAUGGGUAAGAGACAGUUUUAAUUAUUGUGGCUUCAAGGAAAUGAUCCAACAGAAGACAAUCAAUUGGCCUGAGUUUUACAACAUUGUGUUUAAGAACUUGAGUGCUGUGGACAAAUGCAACAUAAAUUCUCUUGUUCUGAAUGCCAUCGAUUUGAAUGAUCCUGCUGUUGAUGACUUGCUGAAAAGUUACCCUUGCAUUCCAACACAGAGAUGUCAGAAGCUUCAAUUUAUCAAGCGACUUGUGAAUCCGUCUGGCAAAGUGGCUUGUUUGUAUGCACUUGAGGAAGGACGCAUUCUUGAAGGAACUGCAAAUGACUUCCUCUCACCACAGAGGAUUCAAAUACUUUCAGAUUUGGGAAUGCUGAGUGACCGCCUCCCUUUAGAAGACAUCACAGAAAGAGCGGGGAAGAUAUCUAGUGUUUGGAAAGAGGAUGAAUCUAAAUUUCAUAAAUGCCUUCAGUGUCUCAUGCAGUCAAUGAAAGACUCCUCAGAAGAUGUGAAUUCUCUGCACUGGCUCACCCUGUCUCAAAUACCAUUCCUUCCUGUCUUAGCUCCUUUAGUUCAGCAAAAGAUGAAGACCACCAUUCUUAAAAAACCCUCAGAAGUUUACAGUGCCCAUUGUCGCAAUUUAGUAAGCAUGACAGAAUUUACAGUUGAUCAUUCAAAUCUUCAAAUACACAGUUAUGAUCCAGUUUUCCAAAAACUGAGAGUACAGACAUAUCCACCAGUUAAAACAGUGCUCCAGCAGCUGUUAAAUGCACACAAACACUGCCAUGCAUUUGAAAAGUCUGCUCUCCUUAACAUUGCUCAGACUUGCUAUGAAUAUCUCAACUAUUACUUGUUGGAACAGAAAGAUCCCAAUCCAAUUAUUGGGCAUGCAAAAUCAUACCCACUCAUUUUCAUCGAGGAUAGCUUUGUAAAUGUGAGGUCAGUGGCCAGAAGUGAAGAAUUUGAACAGAAACCAUAUCUCUAUGUGCUUCCAGUCAUUUUCUCCAAAUUUGAGAGGCUGUGGGACUGUCUUGGUGUCAAAAAACAAUUCACAAAGGAGCAAUUUGUUGCUGCAAUUGAGGAAAUGAAGGCUUUAUAUGGAUCUCACCCUCUUUCCAAAUUAGACCUCCAUAAGUGUACUGCAAUACUCGUGAAUGGACUGUAUAAAAUCAAAGAAGAAAUGAUUAUAAACUGUCUCAUACCUGAUGAAAGCGGUGUGUUGACAUCUUCUAAAGAGCUGAGAUUCAAUGACAGCCCAUGGAUGCCUGUCUCAGCUGGUGUCAAGCUCUCCCAUGAGCUGAUACCUCGGCCUGUGGCCUGUCAUUUUGGUGUGAUAACAACAAGACACCAUACUCUAAAAGAACAUUUUGUCAGUGGGUUUUCCCUUCAUGCCAAAGAGUUUGGGCAAACCGAGAAACUGACUGUCAGAUUAAAAAAUAUAAUUGAGGCAUAUCCAUCUAAAAAGGAUAUUCUGAAAGAGCUCAUUCAAAAUGCUGAUGAUGCAGAGGCAACAGAAAUUCACUUUGUGUGGGACAAAAGAAAACAUAUGACAGAAAAGAUAUUUGGAGAGAAAUGGGAACUGGUUCAAGGGCCAGCCCUUUGUGUGUACAACAACAGAACAUUUUCUGAUGCUGAUUUGCAAGGUAUUCAGCAGCUGGGGGAAGGAGGAAAACAUGGCACUUUAGGGAGAACUGGGAAAUAUGGACUUGGCUUCAGUUCAGUGUAUCAUCUCACAGAUUGUCCAUCUAUCCUGACCGGUGACAAAUGGCUCUGCAUUUCUGAUCCAAAUCUAAAAUAUGUGGAAGGUGCAACAAAACAGUCCCCAGGCUGCAAGUAUUCAAUGGAAGAUGAAUUUAAAAAGUCUUUUGAGGAUGUUUAUAAAACUUUUCUUCCAGAAAUGUUUGAUCUAAUUUCUGAAACCAUGUUCAGGCUCCCUCUCAGGACAGAGAAAAUGGCAGAAAAAUCUGACAUAUCUAGACAUACAGUCACAGAUCGUGACAUGGAAGAACUUUACUAUGCCUUAACAGAAGAUCCUGAAGGACUAAUUCUCUUCUUGAAACAUAUCACAAAAAUUGAGUUUUCAGAGAUCAGUGAAGAUGGAAAACAUACAAAAUGUUCUUUCCUUAUCGAAAAGAUAUACACAGAGGAGAGCAUGGUAAACAAAGAAAAGUUUCAUAGUCACGUUAAAGAAUCCCUCAUGUCAGGAACAGCAGAACCCUGCAAAACCAUGUACAUUAUUCAGAUCUCAUAUGGAAAUAAACAAAGUAAGUGGGUCAUUGCAGAGAGCUUUGGCUUCUCAAAACAAAUCCAUGAGAGAAAAAACAAGCAGGGUUAUUUCAAAGUUCCUCAAGCUGCUCUUGCUGCAUGUUGGAGCAGCUCAUUUACCCACACAUUUACUGGAAGGGCAUUUUGUUCUUUGCCCUUACCUGGAGAAACUGGUUUACCAGUUCACGUGAAUGCAAAUUUUGAAGUAGAUUAUUCCAGAAGGGACUUGUGGAAAGAGGAUGGUGACAGUCUGAAGACUGAAUGGAACCAGGCACUGAAAGUAAACAUAAUUUCAACACUCUACGCUGACCUCCUGUUAGGUCUCCGUUCAGUCAUAAAGAAAGAUACACCUACAUCUCUUGUAUUCCUCAAGUCAGAGCUAGAGAAUUCUUGGCUAAAAUACUUUCCAUGCAUUUCACAGAAAGUAGACAAAGUCUGGCAUAAGAUGAUUCACAAGGUCUAUAGAUCAAUUUACCAACGUGACCUUCCUGUCAUACCCACAGUAUGCGCUGUUUCUGAUUCAUCACAUCUUUCACAACAAAAAUACACAGUAACCUGGUGUAGUGUGUCUGAACCACAUUCAGAAAAUUGUCCAUAUUUUACAACUGUGGACCAUGAAGGAAUUUUCGAAAUUUUAGAUGACACCGGGAUGAAAUUAGUGCCAUACUCUUUGAAAAUGCAUGAAAUAAAAGCACAUUUUAAAGCAGCUGGUGUGAAUGUUACAGAAAUCAGUGCUUCAACAGUGAUGAACUUGUUGAAGCAAAGAUCACUGAAUGAUCCUUCCCAGACAGGUGGUAGUUUGCCUUUGCCUAUCAACCAGACUUUGAUCAAAAACAAAACAAGAUGCUCAAAACUUUUGAACUUCUGCUUGACAAAUGUCAAUGAGAAAAAUAUUAAUAUCCUCAAUGGGUUGCCUCUUCUUCUCACGGAAGAUCAGAUGUUAAGAGUCUUUGACUCUAGAUGCCCAAAGUUGUUCUCAAGAUUUAGCAGUCUUUUCCAAGGACAUCAGGAGAUGUUUGCCGAUAUUGUUGUCAAUGGAAAGCACAUGCAAAUUCUACACAAGGGAAUGUUUAUUAAGAGCUUAACAAUUGCUAUGGCAGCAACAUACUUGAAAACAGUACUUGAGCAGCUGCUCAGGAAAUCAUUACCUGAUCAAAGGUGGCAGCUCUACCAAGCAGAGAAAGAGACAGUUAAAUGGCUGAAAAUUUUAUGGAGCUUCUUUGAGGAUCAAGUGGAAGUCUACAAAAAUGGAAAGCUGAAUGUCUUCAGUGAGAUAAAAAAGCACUUUGAAGAUAGUCCUAUUUUACCAGUCAUAUGCCUCAGUCAAAAUAACACCAGAUUCUUACAAACAAUGAGGAAUGUAUCACAAGUGAUUUGGAAUCCAGAAGAAAAAAUAGCUUCCAUUCUCAUAAAACUGGGGUUCAUGAAAUUAGACAUUAGCUUUUUUAUCGAUUACAUAGACUUCUGUUUCAAGUAUAUACAUCCAGAGCUCCUGGAAACAGGAGACAGCUGUGCUGUUUUGGGAGGGGUUUAUCAUAUAAAUCAUUCCCAGUUUCAGGGCCUAUCAAAAGAUGAAUGUGUAGAUCUUCAACGCUUCUUACAGAAUGAGAUCAGAGAUUCCAAAAAGAAGGUUGAACGUGUGAGGAUGCUCAAGUCUUUGCCCCUGUUUGAGUCAAUAUCUGGAAAACGGGAUAGGAUUGAUUUACAUAGAAGGGUGUUUAUUCUGAAUUCUAAGCAUCACAAUUACUUUCCAAAUUUGUGCUGUGUCGAUGGAUGUGACAGUAUUUUCCUCAAACACAGCUGGGUGAACUUAGAAUUGUCAGAAAUUCUGAACAUUCAGGUUCUAGAUGAUUUGGAGUUCUGUGUACAAUUUAUUCUUCCUUCUGUGCACCAGAUGAAAGAGGCCAAGCUUCUUGAUUUCAUGCGGUUGUUAGUUGAACUUGGACCAGUGGAUCACAGGAUUGUCUCUGCAUUGAGAGAGGUCAGAUUUAUUCGAGACAUCCAUGGCUCUCUUCAGGUGGCUUCAUACUUCUAUGAUUCCGAUGUACACCUUUACAGGGUUAUGCUUCCAAAAGAGAGAUUUGUGCCAGAAACGUUUUGGGAGAUUUUCCAAGAUAAGCAUACUAAAGCUUAUUUGCUCUUAAAGGACCUUGGAUUGAAACAUGAAGUGUCUGAUGAGGAAAUCAUUCAAUUUGCAAAACAAAUUGAAUCUGAUACUACAGGCAACAUUCCUUUAGAUGUUCUUAAAAAAAGAUCACAACUCCUGUUUAAGACUGUUUUAACAAAGAGUAAUGACAAAAACUCUAAAUUACUGAACAGAGUUGCUAACAUUAAAUUCAUCUUCCCAGUGAAAAUUCAUCAAAUACUUUGUGAUUAUCACAAAGCCUUUGCACAGGAGAGCGAGGUUGUAGCAAUUAGUGGAUCAUUGAUUGACAGAGACAUCGAUCACCAUUUUCUCAUAUGGACAUCAAUGCCAAUCCUACCCUCAGAACUCUGCUCACCACAUAUUGUAAAGAAAAUGAAGAAUGCCGGUGCCUUGGAGACUCCACCCCCUGGAAAAAUAGCAGCUAAUCUGAAAAACAUCUGUAUGUCUCAGUGCCACACAGACAGAUUGUUGGAGACAAGAAAAAACAUAUUUAGAAAAUCAUACGCAUACCUACAGUCAAUAAAGUUUGAUGCCUCUCUGUUUGCAGACCUCCCUGUUGUCCUUGUGGAAAAUGGCACAACCCUUGUGAAAGCUCACCAAACAGUACUUGUACUGUCUAAUGCUCUUGAGUUUAGGCCAUACUUGUACAAUAUUCCUUCAAUCUAUAUGAAAUUUGAAGACUUCUUCAAGAAGAUUGGUGUCAAGGAGAGACCUACCAUCAAUAAAUAUAGCACUGUUCUUCAAGAAAUCUAUUCUGAUAGUUGUGACAAAGACAGCCUUCAGGCAAAUCAGCAGAAAACUGUGAAACGUGUUGUACAACAGCUGUUUUGCCUGUUGAAAGAGGAACAGAACAAAACCCCUUUUUUCCAAAACAACCAACUUUAUCUUCCUUCAACAGAUGGAAGACUAUAUGAAUCCUGCACUUUAUAUUUCAAUGACACCUUCUUCCAGGCUGCAAGACUUGAGGGUCCCUUGGAAACCAAGCUGAAAUUGCUGGAAAAAUUAAACUGCUGUCAUCUUGGAAACGAUCACUAUGAACAUCAGAUAUUGCUGCAGUUCCUUCAAGAGCAAGUUCGCCCAAAAUUUCUUUCGGAUGUCAUUUCUGAAAACCUGGAGGGAACAAGUGUACAAUAUUGCGACUAUGAAGGGGAGUGUGAAUUUAGUGGCUGGUUUGGCAAGCACUUGUCUUCUGCUGCAUUUCUUCAUGGACUAGUCUGUCUCAUCAGAGAAGAGAGCAAAGGUGGGGUUUCAUAUUCUGAAGCUGAAAAAAAGUGUGAAGAAAUCUUUUCUAAGAUUCAAAUCAUCUGCUGUAAAACUCUUCAAACUGAGCUUCUUUUAAACCUUAAGCCACUUGAGGGUAGUAAGGCUGAAACAGAUGUUUAUGUGAAAAAACAGCAAGGUGGAUGCAGUUUCUACUUGAAACACAAUGAUGACAUAGCCCCCAAUGUAGUAAGUGAAAUUACCAUGUGUCUUACUAAAGAAAUCAAUGCUCUUCUAAAGAACUGUCUAACCACCUCAAGCCUUCUAGUUCUAGGGAGACUUCUGCAUUGUGAUAAUAUGGAGGAUGUAGAGAAAGCAUUGGCAAGAUACGGCAUUCAUAACAGUGGCUACAAGGAUGAACGACAUGGUUCCUUACCAAAACCUGGAUUUUGUAUACCUGAAGAAUGGCAUUACUGCCUUGAUAUGAAUGUCCUCAACAACUUUGAAAGUGGAGAUUAUGUUGGCUGUAGUAAGGCUGAUUCUGGUGAAUAUUUCUACGCCACUGUCAUCGAGCGAGUGGAUGAUCCACUGGAACAAAGAAGACAGUUUCCUGCCAGAUAUAAAAUUCAGGUUGGCAGUGAUGACUUCAUUGAAGUAAGCUCUCUUGACCUUUACCAAUUUAAAAGGGAAAAGAAGGCAACUGUGUCAAAAGGGUCCACUUGCACAGACAUAGAACAACUUUUGACAUCUGGGCCUCCACCCAAAACAGUCUUUCCUGAGACUUUGGAAGAAAUUAAAAGAGAAAUUGACCAAAGCUUAAAUGAAUUCUGGAAUAUGUCAAGUGAGGACAAACAAAAAGCUAUUAAACGUCUCUACCUCCGCUGGCAUCCAGACAAAAACCCAGACAACGAAGCACUUGCCACAGAGGCAUUCAGAUACCUGCAAAAGAGAAUUGAGGAACUACAACGAGGGACUACAACUACAACUGCAACUACAUCUACAACUGCACAUAACACAUCCUCAAACUGGAGAGACUUUCGAGAUUUCUAUGACAUGUGGAACUCAGAGGCACAAAGUCACAGGAGGGGACGUGAGAGAUUCUAUCAGAACUAUUCUAGAAGGCAAUAUAACUUUUGGUCAUACCACAGAGAAACUCCAAGGCCAAACAGAGGAGAAGCAAAACGCUGGUAUGAACAGGCUCAAUGUGAUAUCAAAGCAGCUCAUAAUGACACUGGAGGAGAUAGUUCAGAGUGGUGUCUGUUUAAAGUGCAUCAGGCUGUGGAAAAAGCCCUGAUAGCAGCGAUGUACAGGGGAAGUGGACACCAACCCAACAACUGCACAAUAACUAGCCUUGCUCAACAGGUGUCCCAUUUCAGUUCACAGUUGGCCUCUUUACCGAACACUGUGAGGCAACUGACUGACCUUGGUGUGGAUGACAGAAAAACUCAAUAUCCAAAAUAUCACCAAUUUCCUCACAUUCCAAACAAGCAAUUUGGUAUUAAUAAUGCCAUAAGGGCAUUGGAUAUUGCAGCAAAGCUUUUAGAAAAAAUAGAAGAAUACAUAUCUUGAAAUUUUAUACUGUUCAAUAGAGGCAAUCAUUUGGACCUCUUUUUUUUAGUAUAUUUUUAACACUGUUAACAUGCAUAAUGGAAAUUCUUAAAUCUCUGGCAUUAAUAAUGCCAUAAGGGCAUUGGAUAUUGCCACAAAGCUUUUAGAAAAAUAAAUAAAUAAAAAAAAUAGAAGAUUACAUAUAUUUAAAUAUUAUACUGUUCAAUAGAGGAAAUCAUUAUGAUCUUUUUUAAUGUUUAUUACUGUUAACAUGCAUAAUGGAAAUGCUUCAAUAUUUGUAAUCAUGUUUUGAUAACUGUCAAUCUGGUUAUCUUUUUGCUUAUUAUUAUAUGCAACAUUUAUAUUAUUCCGUACUGGGCAUUCUUGUAGCAAACAGUAGAGCAUGGCAUUAGCAAUGGCAUGGCCAUGGGUUCAAUUCCCAGGGAUUAAAUGAAA